AUGUCUUCCAACGACCAGGGCACCCCCGAGAAGGGUGACCACCAAUAUUACCAGGAUGAAGAACAGAGGGAACUCGACCAUGCACAGAACUACAGCGCCGCCGAGGACAAGGAUCCUGCACCCCCGCCACCUUAUGAGCAGCAUCAUGCAGGUCAGAGAGGGCCGUCGUACGAGAAUACAUCAUACGCACCACCGCAAGGAAGGCCGUAUACGCUAAACGACCCAGGUCGUGCGACGUAUGGUCAAUAUGCGACUCGCGAUUACGAUCCCUGUCGCGAUGAGAGCUCGUCUGACGCAGGCCCAGACGGUCGGGGGUACAAUCGCCAGUCAUACGACCAGGAACGUCCGUCUACGCACAUGGUGGAACCCACGCGCCCCUCUGGGGACGCCAGAAUAGCCGCUAACUAUUCAGAACUGGGCAGUCAAGCGACAAGCUCGAGUAGCGGCAGUGGCACAAGGAACCUGAUAAACACUCCGCCGCCGUCCUUCCAGCGUGCGCCACCGCCGGGCCUUCCGUACCCGCCUUUUCCUCCCGUCGCGCUCAGGACUGCUGGUAGCGACCUCAGCAAGGGCUUCCCAAAGGUGCCCCCGCCGCCGCCGGGAGGCGAGCCGCAUCCGUUCGCGACGCACGAUGUACACAAGGAGGACUGGACGCGGUUCUUGAAUGACGUGAAGGAGGCUGCGGCGCUGUCGACGACGGACAGGAGCGUGUCGAACGUCGCGCCGCUUGCGUUGGGCGUCAGCUUCGGUAUAGCUGGAAAGAGCGGUGUUGCUGGAGAGCUGAUUGACAGAUGGAACAACCAAUUCUUUCACCCGCGGCACAUGAACGUGGUGCUCGCACAGGGUCCCAUGAGCUACAGCGGGCCUGACGUGCCACCGCCCGAUAUCGGCCAGCACGAGGUUUCGCGCGCGUACCGCAGCCGCGACGACUUGGGGUUGAACAGCGGCUCUGAGUCAAGCAGCAGUAGCUCGAGUUGUAGCUCGGACAACAGCCGGCGUAAGGAGCGUCGUAAGCGCGAGCAUGACAGACGCAAGGAGCACAGGAAGCACACGAAGGACGAGCGCAAGAAGCAGCGGGAGCAAAGGCGAGAGGGGCGGAAGGACGUGAAGCGGCAGCCUUGGCGCUUGGUGGUCGCGUACUACCAGCCUGCAUAUGGUCAACCUGCGGGGGCGUACGGCCAGCAGCGUGGUGUAUACAUGUAG
Molecule: messenger RNA, 1203 nt
Organism: Postia placenta MAD-698-R-SB12
Lineage: Eukaryota; Fungi; Basidiomycota; Agaricomycetes; Polyporales; Adustoporiaceae
Exons: 5
Coding region: 1-1203 (400 amino acids)
Source: RefSeq, a predicted model, not a curated record